Molecule: messenger RNA, 1030 nt
Organism: Gambusia affinis (western mosquitofish)
Lineage: Eukaryota; Metazoa; Chordata; Actinopteri; Cyprinodontiformes; Poeciliidae
Product: neurolysin, mitochondrial-like
Exons: 8
Coding region: 11-1030 (339 amino acids)
Biological process (GO): peptide metabolic process; proteolysis
Cellular component (GO): mitochondrial intermembrane space
Molecular function (GO): metalloendopeptidase activity
Source: RefSeq, a predicted model, not a curated record
AUCCGGUGGCAUGUGUGCGUUAAUGGUUGCAGUGUGCAGAACACUUUGCAGAUCCUCUAAACAUCACCUGAGAAUGAAGAUUCCACAGGGGUCGGUGAUAUCCGCCAGAGACUGCUCUCAGGAAAACAGCAGGAACCCUCUGAGAUGGGAUCUUUCCCCGGACGAGAUCAGGAUCGUCACAGACACGUUGAUAGCCAGAGUGAAGAAGGUCUACGACGAUGUCGGAUCUCUGCACGUAGAAAGUGUCUCUGCUGAAAACACACUGGAAGCCCUGGCUAACGCUAAGCUGGACUACGCAUCAUCCCGUCACGUUCUUGACUUCCCUCAGUACGUCUGUCCCAACAAGGACGUUCGAUCAGCGAGCACAGAGGCAGACAAGAAACUAUCUGAAUUUGACGUGGAGAUUAGCAUGAGGGAAGACGUGUUCAAGCGUAUGACGGCCUUGCAGAAAAAGUUUCAAGACAAUCCUUCAACUGAAGAAAAGAGAUUCUUAGACAGACUGGUUACGCUGGGUCAGAGGAAAGGACUGCAUCUGUCUAAAGAGAUACAGCAGGAAGUAAAAAAAACCUCCAAGCUUAUCAGUGACCUCUCCAUAGAAUUCAACAGAAAUCUGAAUGAGGACAAUACAUUUCUUGUCUUUUCCGAGCAUGAACUGGGAGGCCUCGCUGAGAGCUAUCUCAAUGGUCUGGAGAGGACAGCAGAGGGGAAGUAUAAGGUGACCCUGGAAUAUCCCCACUACCACCCUCUGAUGAAGAGGUGCCACAAUCCUGAGACCCGGAGGAAGAUGGAAACGGCUUUCCACAGCAGGUGUAAACAGGUGAACACGGGAAUUCUUGAACAGCUAAUCCAACUAAGGGCAAAGGUGGCAGACUUACUCGGUUACAGCAGCCAUGCAAACUAUGUGCUGGAGAUUAACAUGGCUAAACACACAGGCAAUGUGUCCGGCUUUAUAGGACACACUACAAGAGAUGAGAGAGAUCCCACGCUACAUAUCUGGGGAAGAUCCAUCAACUGUCAUCAGGAUGUGUGA